UCCGUUCCGUUCCACAGCUAGCUAGCUAGCUCGAGUGACCGAGCACGAGCAAGCAUGUACCCGGCCGAGCUCGCCAGCGUCCCGUACCUGUCGGCUGCGACUGCGACCGCCGCCUUCAGGCCUCAUUACCAGGUAGCUCCAGAUGACUUCCUCUUCCAGUACAACGGCGGCGGCCUCCUGGUUCCUCAGGCGACGUCGCCCCCCUGCUCCUCGUACCAGCAGCACGACGUCGUCGGCCAGCUGCUCCACGAGGUCGCCGGCGGCGGGCUCCUCCUCCCGUUCGGGGCCAGGUCGUCCAACUCGGACGAGUCGGACGAGUACCACCACCACCACCAGGCGGCGCACUGCAGCAGCAGCCUCGCGGAGGAGCGGCGGCGGCGGCGGAUGGUGUCCAACCGGGAGUCGGCGCGGCGGUCGCGCAUGAGGAAGCAGAAGCAGCUGAGCGAGCUGUGGGCGCAGGUGGUGCACCUCCGCGGCGCCAACCGCCAGCUGCUCGACCAGCUCAACCGCGUCAUCAGGGACUGCGACCGCGUGCUGCGCGACAACUCCGGCCUCAGGGCCGAGCAGGCCGAGCUGCGGGAGCGGCUCGAGAAGCUGCCUGCUGUGCCAGUGGCCGUGGCCGUCGAGGAAGCGGGACAAGUUGAGCUUGCUGCUGCCCAGGGUGAUAUGAUCGACUAGAUGAUCAAUGUUAUUAUAUGGGAACUUGAAUUACCAUUUUUGUACCUCUGCUCUGCUCUAUGUGGGACGCCAUUGUUAGCAUGUACGUAUUCUUUUAGACAUACCAGUGUUGGCAUGUAGUAGUUCCAAAUAAGAAAAUGUUGGCAUGUAGUGCUGAGUUGUCCAGUUUUGCCAUGUACUCAUGUACUAUAACAAAAAA
Triticum dicoccoides is the source of this 877-nucleotide messenger RNA. RefSeq names its product basic leucine zipper 10-like. Gene Ontology annotation, molecular function: DNA-binding transcription factor activity. The transcript has a single exon. NCBI's taxonomy places the organism in Eukaryota, Viridiplantae, Streptophyta, Magnoliopsida, Poales, Poaceae. Gene Ontology annotation, biological process: regulation of DNA-templated transcription. The record is from RefSeq and is a predicted model, not a curated record. The coding region runs from base 55 to 678 and encodes 207 amino acids.